Molecule: messenger RNA, 1679 nt
Organism: Aegilops tauschii subsp. strangulata
Lineage: Eukaryota; Viridiplantae; Streptophyta; Magnoliopsida; Poales; Poaceae
Product: serine carboxypeptidase-like 50
Biological process (GO): proteolysis
Molecular function (GO): serine-type carboxypeptidase activity
Source: RefSeq, a predicted model, not a curated record
GGCGGUGCAAGACAGUCCACAGUCAUCAGGACCUCACUCGAACUCGGCCGCUCCAUUGAUGGCUCCGCCGCUCCCACCCCUCCUCCUCGCCCUCCUCGCGGCAGCGGCAGCGGCCGUCUCGCUGGCGGCAGCGGCGGCGGUGUUCCCCAAGGAGGCGCUGCCCACCAGCUCGGGCUACCUCUCCGUCGACCCGUCCGCCAACGCCUCCCUCUUCUACGCCUUCUACGAGGCCAGCGCCCCGCUCUCCGCGCCGCCCGACACGCCGCUGCUCCUCUGGCUGCAGGGCGGCCCGGGCUGCUCGGGCCUCGUCGGCGACCUCUUCGAGCUCGGCCCCUACCUCGCCGACGCGCCCGACGGCAGCUCGCUCUCCCGCAACCCCUUCGCCUGGAACCGCCGCUUCGGGCUGCUCUUCCUCGACAGCCCGCUCGGCACCGGCUUCAGCGCCGCGCCGUCGCCCGCCCUCAUCCCCAGGGACCAGCCCGCCGUCGCCGCGCACAUCCUCGCCGCGCUCCAGUCGUUUUUCGACGCCAACCCGCCCGCGUUCCGCAAGCGGCCCUUCUUCCUCUCGGGCGAGAGCUACGCCGGCAAGUACGUCCCGGCCGCCGGGGCGCACAUAUUCGCCGCGAACCCGACGCUGCCGGCGUGGCGGAGGAUCAACCUCCGCGGCGUGGCCAUCGGGAACGGGCUCACGCACCCGGUCGCGCAGGUGGCCACGCACGCCGACUCGGCCUACUUCACGGGCCUCGUCAACGCGCGGCAGCGGCGGGAGAUGGAGGCGAUGCAGGCGGAGGCGGUGGCCCUCACGGAGGCCGCGCGGUGGCGGGAGGCGGCUGACGCGCGGGCCCGCGUGCUUGACUGGCUGCAGAAUGCCACGGGCCUCGCCACGCUCUACGACUUCGCCAAGCAGCGGCCGUACGCGUCGGCUGGCGUCGAGAAGUUCCUCAACAGGGCGGAGGUCAAGGCAGCGCUGGGCGCGCUCCCGGACGUGACGUGGGAGGGGUGCAGCGACGCGGUGGGAGAGGCCAUGUACGAGGACGUGAUGAAGAGCGUGCUGCCGGAGGUGGAUGCGCUUCUCCGGCAGACGCGCGUGCUGCUGUACCAGGGCAUCCGCGACCUCCGGGACGGCGUCGUGUCGCAGGAGGCGUGGAUCAAGGAGCUAAAGUGGGGCGGCCUGCGCGCGUUCCAGGACGCCGAGCGCGCCGUGUGGCGGACCGGCGAAGGGGAGGAGCAGGAGCUCGCUGGGUACGUGCAGCGGUCGGGGGUGCUGACGCACGUGGUGGUGUACGGCGCCGGGCACCUCGUGCCGGCGGACAACGGGCGCGCGACGCAGGAGAUGAUUGAGGGAUGGGUCAUGCAGACGGGCGUCUUUGGAAGCGGCAUGAGGUAGCGCGGCCUGUUGCCAGCCGGCGACCUGAUUCUUGCGGCUUGACGAAGCUGGCCUUUUGUCUUGACGAAAAUUGUUGCAGUAAUAGUCAUAGAUUAAAAUAGCCCGCGAAAUAGCCGCGAUAGCUGCGCUAUAGCUGCCUGGGAGCCUCGCCGCUAAGCUAUGGCUGUUGCCGCGAAAACCUCAACAUAUCCCUUUAAAUGGCUAAAAAAUCGGCAAAACCCUCCAGAAAUCAUCUCUCCCACCAGAAAAUUUUCCGCCAUUUGCCGCUAUUGCCCGCUAUGGCGGCCGCUAU